Wyeomyia smithii (pitcher-plant mosquito) is the source of this 2601-nucleotide messenger RNA. RefSeq lists its product as uncharacterized. The record is from RefSeq and is a predicted model, not a curated record. Gene Ontology annotation, biological process: proteolysis. NCBI's taxonomy places the organism in Eukaryota, Metazoa, Arthropoda, Insecta, Diptera, Culicidae. The transcript has 2 exons. Gene Ontology annotation, molecular function: aspartic-type endopeptidase activity. The coding region runs from base 1 to 2601 and encodes 866 amino acids.
AUGCGGCAAAUUACCCAGCAAUUGGCCGCUACGCAGCUUGCCGUGGCCAGUCUAUCCCGUGACGAAUCGGUGCUGGAUUCCCUGUCCAGUAACAUGGCGGAGUUUAUCUACGACAAGGAAAACAGGCAUACGUUCGAUGCGUGGUUUUCCCGCUAUGUUGAUCUUUUCGACAAAGAUACCGGCAAGCUGGAUGACGCUGCAAAAGUGCGAUUACUCCUGCGGAAAUUAAGCCCACCCGACUUCGAGCGCUACAACAGAUUCAUACUUCCGAAGCUUGCUCGAGAAUUCACCUUCUCUGAGACGGUGGAAAAGCUUAAAUCGCUGUUCGGUGCUACAGUGUCAAUAUUCCGACGGCGAUACAACUGCUUGCAGACCACUAAGGAGGAUGGUGACGAUUAUUUGGCCUACUCUUGCAAGGUAAACAAAGCCUGUGUCUACUUCAAGCUAUCGGAGUUAACAGAGGAACAAUUUAAGUGCCUUAUUCAUGUAUGUGGUCUUAAAUCCAAGCAAGAGGCGGAGAUUCGAAUGCGCCUUAUAAACAAAUUCAACGAAUCGGCAGACCUGACCCUGCAACAGAUUGUAGAGCAAUGUAAUGGCUUGGUCAAUUUGAAACAGGACACCGUGAUGGUCGAAGGUAGUUCAUCGUCAGUGAAUGCUGUUGCGUUCCCGAAGCGAACAUCGUCGAAGUGGCAUUCAUCUUCGGAUAGCAGCAAGAACCGAGAUCUUCAAAAGCACUUCAAUAAGGAUUGCCGGUUUAAAGACCAUAGGUGCAACGAAUGUGGGAAGCACGGACAUCGCGAGGGAUAUUGCACCUGCUUCUCGUCGUCAAGCAACUUGGCCAGCCACUCUGACAAAAAAAAGAAGAAGAAGAACAAGCGACAGCCAUUUUCGAAAAUAGUAUCCGUCCGGAGCAUCGACCAGCGCAGGAAAUUCGUCGAGCUGCAGCUUAACAACGUUCCUCUUCGUCUUCAGUUGGACACAGGCUCCGACAUAUCGAUAAUUUCACAACGGUCCUGGGCUAGGAUCGGUCGGCCAAAAGCGAAAUCAACCGAAUGCAGUGCCAAAACUGCGUCAGGGGAACCGCUCGAGCUUGUUGUGGAAUUGGAGUGCAGUAUCACCCUCAACGGCAUCACGCGAGAGGGCAUAGACUGGAUGGAUUUGUUCGGAUUGUGGAAUCAUCCGAUUGUGUCGUUCUGUAACCAGGUCGCUGCGCAAUCAGAUCAACGUGUGGCGACCCUUCAAGGUCAGUUUCCCGAAGUCUUUACAAAUGAGAUGGGACUAUGCAACAAAACUCUCGUCAAGCUGGUUCUCAAGGGCAGUCCCAAGCCGGUAUUCAAACCAAAGCGGCCGGUAGCUUACGCUAUGGAGCGUCUUGUGGAAGACGAGCUGUUUCGCCUGCAAACCCUUGGCAUCCUGAGGAAGGUGGAUUUAAGCGACUGGGCGUCACCGAUCGUCGCAGUACGGAAGCCAAAUGGUACCGUCCGUAUAUGUGCCGACUUCUCGACUGGUCUCAACAGCGUCCUUGAGCCGAACCAGUAUCCAUUACCACUGCCCGAGGAUAUUUUCGCGAAGAUGGCCAACUGUCGGAUUUUUAGUCACAUUGACUUAUCCGACGCGUACCUACAGGUAGAGGUGGAUCCAGUCAGCCAACCGCUGCUCACCAUAAACACACAUAAAGGCCUCUUCCAAUUCACGCGCCUGUCACCCGGCAUCAAGUCAGCCCCGGGCGCGUUCCAACAAUUGAUGGAUACAAUGUUGGCUGUGCUGAACUGUACUGUUGGUUACCUCGACGACAUUUUGGUUGGUGGUCGCAACGAAGAAGAGCAUCGACGCAAUCUGCAACUAACCCUCGCACGGCUCAAAGAGUACGGGUUCACUGUGCGGAUUGAAAAAUGUAGUUUUGGCAUGCAGCAGGUCAAAUAUCUAGGACAACUCCUGGAUGGUAAAGGAAUCAGGCCAGAUCCCGACAAGACCGCUGCGAUCGUCAGUAUGCCGCCACCACAUGAUGUUUCUACGCUUCGCUCCUACUUGGGGGCCGUGAAUUGUCACGGCAAAUACGUCAAUGAAAUGCGUACGCUACGACAUCCGAUGGAUCAGUUGCUGAAAGCUGGGGCAAAAUUUGAAUGGACACCAGCUUGCCAAGCUUCAUUUGAUCGAUUUCAAGAAAUACUCCAGUCGCCGUUAUUGCUUACCCACUACAACCCAAAGCUGGGUAUCAUCGUGUCUGCGGACGCGUCUGCAUUUGGGCUGGGAGCUCGAAUCGCACAUAAACUUCCUGACGGGACGGUCAAAGCCAUUUGUCACGUGUCUCGAAGUCUGACGUCAGCCGAAGGCCACUACAGUCAGAUCGAAAAGGAAGGUUUGUCGCUAGUGUUCGCCGUUACCCGUUUUCAUCGAAUGUUGUUCGGUCGGAAGUUCAUCCUCGAAACCGACCACAAACCGCUGCUUGCUAUUUUUGGGUCAAAAAAUGGGAUUCCCACAUAUACGGCAAAUCGUUUGCAAAGAUGGGCAUUGACACUGCUCCUCUACCAGUUCGAUAUUCGAUACGUCUCAACGGAAAGUUUUGGUUAUGCGGAUAUUUUAUCCCGAUUGAUCAACUGA